CUCAGGCGGAAUAAACACGUCUAUAAUAAACACCGUUGCUCUCUUCCUCUCCACAACACACACCGAGUCGCGUAAUAAACAAGCUCCGUGUUCCGACGCUGUCCGGAUGGUUAAAUCCAACCUCCAGACGAUCCUGAAUAGCCACUGUUUUGCCAGAGAAAAGGAGAGAAAUAUACCCAAGAUGCCAGUUGUGGAAGUAAACCACAAUAAACCUGAGAUCAAAAGUCCCAGCAGGUGCCCACGGUGUUGCAGUAACCCGUGUCCGGGGCCUCGGUGGUGUUCCGAUGCCCCUCACCCACCCCUAAAGAUCCCAGGUGGGCGAGGGAACGAUCAGAGGGAUCACAAUCUUUCAGCUAAGUUAUUCUAUUCGGACACUCAGUUGCUGGUCCUCGAGGAGCCUCCACCUUUAAACAGCCGUGUGCGUUUUUUGCUUUUCGAGCGGCGUAGUUCUGAGAUCAAGCCUGUAGUCUGGAGGGGGUCGCUGGUUGGAGUUAGGCUGUACAUCGAGAUCCCCCCAGGAGCGCUUCCUGAAGGAAGCAAGGACAGCUUUGCACUCUUGCUAGAGUUUGCUGAAGAGAAACUUCAGGUGGAUCACGUUUUUAUUUGCUUCCAGAAAAAUCGAGACGACAGAGCAUCGCUGCUGCGGACCUUCAGUUUCCUGGGCUUUGAGAUUGUGAGACCGGGUCAUUCGCUCGUCCCGUCCCGCCCUGACGCUUUCUUCAUGGCUUACAGCAUCGAAAGAGACGAUGAAUAAUCCCCAGUUAAUCCUUCACCGCAGUGCUUCGUGCUCAUUCACGCUUCAUUUCUUUCACCAGUAAAAUAAUCCUAAACUUUUCCCUGCCACAUGCGUCGAUGUUUUCCUGUGAAUUCUUUAGUGGUUUUUAUGAAAGUGCUGCUGUAAAGUCAGACACGUUUCCACUUUAAAUCAUUAGGCAAUCACAUUCCCACACACUGCUCCUUAGACUUUAAUAUUUAUAGCUAUGAUUCCCAUGCAACAAAUGUAAGUAAAUUUGUUUGCUUUCUUAUUUUACACGUGUAUUGGUUGUUUUAUUUUCUCUCUCUCUCUCUUUUAAUGUGUGCAUGACUCCUGAUGUUUGUAUUCUGUAUUCAGUUGAAUUAGUCUGCAUGUUACAAGAGAGUGUGGAAUAAAUUUGCUCACCCCUG
Messenger RNA from Clarias gariepinus (North African catfish), 1164 nucleotides. RefSeq names its product ornithine decarboxylase antizyme 1a (gene oaz1a). Gene Ontology annotation, cellular component: cytoplasm; nucleus. Gene Ontology annotation, biological process: positive regulation of protein catabolic process. The record is from RefSeq and is a predicted model, not a curated record. Lineage: Eukaryota; Metazoa; Chordata; Actinopteri; Siluriformes; Clariidae. Gene Ontology annotation, molecular function: ornithine decarboxylase inhibitor activity.